Molecule: messenger RNA, 1899 nt
Organism: Ordospora pajunii
Lineage: Eukaryota; Fungi; Microsporidia; Ordosporidae
Product: putative ABC transporter
Exons: 1
Coding region: 1-1899 (632 amino acids)
Biological process (GO): translational initiation; translational termination; ribosomal subunit export from nucleus
Molecular function (GO): ATP binding; ribosomal small subunit binding; iron ion binding
Source: RefSeq, a predicted model, not a curated record
AUGGCAAAGAAUGAUGAAAAGACAAGUGUUACCCGACUGGCAAUAGUUAAUCCUGAGUUGUGUAAGCCUUCACAGUGUGCUUCUGAAUGCAAGAAGGCAUGCCCUGUAAAUAAAACAGGGCGAGAAUGUAUUAGGAUAGCACGAAAGUCUGAGAUAUCCGAAAUCCUGUGUAUUGGAUGCUCAGCAUGCCAGAAAAAGUGUCCUUUCAAAGCAAUCACAAUAAUAAAUCUUCCCACAAGCCUAGAUAAGGAAAUAUCGCAUAGAUAUGGAGAGAAUGGCUUCAAAGUGCACAGGCUUCCGAUUCCAAAGCCUGGAAAGGUUCUCGGACUUGUUGGGACAAACGGAAUUGGAAAGAGCAGUGCAUUGAAGAUCCUCUCUGGAGAGAUAAAGCCAAAUCUUGGAGAUUACAAGAAUGUGCCCUCAUGGGAGCGGAUUCUCAACCACUACAAAGGUUCCGAGCUGCAAGGAUACUUCAACAAAGUAAUUGAGGGACAGCUGAAGAUAACAUCAAAAAUCCAAUACAUAGACCGGCUUCCAAAGCUAUUGAAGAGGAAGUUUGGAGUGGAAAUCAAAGGCAAGCUGGAAAAGCUUACGCUGAGCGAGGAUGUGAAUGGAAGUGCAAAAGGCGAGCCAGAUAUGCCCGAAAGUAAACUACUUGUUAUUGACGUAAUAAAUGAAAUGGACCAGCGAGGCAAAAAGGAGCACUACAUCGAUGCAAUGUGCCUCCGGAACAUCCUCCACAGGGAUGUUGAAGAACUGAGCGGGGGAGAAUUGCAAAGGUUUUCUUUGGCUCUGGCAUUUAUGCAAGAAAGUGAUGUUUAUAUAUUUGACGAGCCGUCCAGCUAUCUUGAUGUCAAGCAGAGGCUGUCUGCAGCAAAGGAGAUCAGAGGGCUCUGCGAAGAAAACAAGUAUGUGAUCGUUGUUGAGCACGACCUUGCGAUCUUGGACCUUAUGAGCGAUCUUGGAUGUGUGCUGUAUGGGCAGCCGGGAGCAUAUGGAGUGAUUACAACACCAUACUCAAUCAAGUCUGCAAUUAACAUCUUCCUAGACGGAUACAUUCCAACAGAAAACAUGAGGUUCAGACCUUCGGAACUCAAGUUCGACAUUUCUGAACGGCCCACGGAUUCACUGGACAGGAAGAACCAGUACUUCUAUGAAGCAAUGAAAAAGACAUAUGGCGAGUUUUCGCUCCAUGUCAGUGCUGGGGCAUUCAAUGACUCCGAAAUAAUUGUGUUUCUAGGUGAGAAUGGCAUGGGGAAGAGCACACUGGUGGGCUUGAUAGCAGGUAUUCUAAAGCCAGACAACGGUGAGGAAUUUUCAAAGCUCAGCUGCAGUCUCAAACCACAGAAAAUCCUUCCAAAGUUCAGAGGAACUGUCCGAGAGCUGUUAUCUGCAAAAAUCAGGUCGUCGUUCAUCAAGCCAUCGUUCAUCAACGACGUCAUCAAGCCACUGUGCAUUGAGUACACAUACGACCAGCAAGUGCAGAAUCUUAGCGGAGGAGAGCUGCAGAGAAUUGCAAUUGCAAUAUGCCUUGGCAAGGAAGCAAAUAUAUAUUUGAUUGACGAGCCCUCUGCAUUCCUCGACUCUGAUCAGCGGAUAGCAAUAUCAAAGGUUAUAAAACGGUUCAUCUACUCAAACAACAAGAUCGCAUUUGUUGUUGAGCACGACUUGAUAGUCGGGACGUAUCUUGCAGACAAGGUGAUAGUAUUCGAGGGCGAGCCAGGGGUUUCCAGCACAGCAACACCUCCCAUGGAUCUUUUGAACGGGAUGAACGCAUUUCUUAAGAGCCUGGAUGUUACAUUCCGUAGAGAUCCGGCAAAUCUUAGGCCAAGAGUCAACAAGCCAGGAUCUGCAAAGGACAGAGCACAGAAAGAGAGCAGCCAGUACUUCUUCUCCUGA